Manihot esculenta (cassava) is the source of this 1197-nucleotide messenger RNA. RefSeq names its product probable disease resistance protein At1g61310. Bases 1 to 1197 code for a protein of 398 amino acids. The record is from RefSeq and is a predicted model, not a curated record. NCBI's taxonomy places the organism in Eukaryota, Viridiplantae, Streptophyta, Magnoliopsida, Malpighiales, Euphorbiaceae. Gene Ontology annotation, molecular function: ADP binding; ATP hydrolysis activity. The transcript has a single exon.
AUGGUUCUUGAUAUCUUUAUCUCCACCUUCACUGGGUUCAUUAAAGAACCCAUCGCGGAAUUUUUUGCUGUCCCAAUCAAACGACAUAUCAGCUACCCUUUCACCUACAAGAGCAACGUUGAGAAACUCCAUCAUGAGGCUGAGGAAUUGAAGAACAGAACAGUCAAGUUGCAGCAAUCUGUUGAGGAGUCUACAAGGCAAGGGGAUGAGAUCCAUGAAAGUGUCAGCAAGUGGCUGAGCGAUGCAGGCAAAGCUAUUGAAGAAGCUGAGGAAUGUAGCAAAGGUGAAAAACAAGCGAAAAAGAGGUGUUUCGUUGGAUUAUGUCCUGAUUUGAAGACACGCUACCAGCUUAGCAAGAAAGCAGAUAAGAAAGCUCUGGCAAUUCAUGAGCUGGCGAAUGAAGGCGACCUUGAUUCAAUUUCCUUCCAUCCCCCUCUACAGCAGAUAGUUGCCCCGUCAAUAUAUGCUAGUGAGGGCUUGAAUUCAAGAGAGUUGUUCUUGGAGAAAGUUAUGGAUGCACUAUUGGAUCCAGAUCUUAAUAUGAUCGGGGUGUAUGGACUUGGAGGUGUGGGUAAGACCCACCUAGCAGAACAGGUCCACAGAAAAGCUCUGGUAGGGAAGCGAUUCGACGUCGUCGCUAAGGUUGCUGUAGGUCAAACACCAGAACUCCGAAGAAUUCAAUCGGAGAUCGCUGAUAUCCUGGGCUUGAAAUUUGAUGUGGAGGAAAUACCUGGAAGAGCUAAUCGGCUAUACGAGAGGUUGAAGAAAGAGAAGAAGGUACUUAUAAUUCUUGAUGAUAUUUGGAAAAAACUUGAUUUAAAUGCAGUAGGAAUUCCCUUUGGAGAUGGUUUCAAAGGAUGCAAAAUACUUCUCACCUCAAGGGGACAAGAUGUGUUAUCUCGCGAGAUGGGCACACAGAAAGAAUUCAAGCUCGACGUUCUACAGGACGAAGAGGCUCGGAGUUUGUUUGAAAUAACUGUAGCAGGUGCUAAAGAUUCAAAAUUGCCCCCUAUCGCCGCAGAAAUUGCUAAAAAAUGUGCAGGAUUGCCUCUGCUACUGCUCACAGUGGCGACAGACUUGAGAAAUAGAGAGUUAUGCGCGUGGAAUGAUAAGCUGAAACAGCUAUCUGAGUUUGACAAUGAAGAAAUAUAUUCAAAAGUACAGGCAGUUCGGAAGUCAAGAUACGACAAUUUGUAA